This is a messenger RNA of Anopheles cruzii, 705 nucleotides long. RefSeq lists its product as uncharacterized. The record is from RefSeq and is a predicted model, not a curated record. The transcript has a single exon. Lineage: Eukaryota; Metazoa; Arthropoda; Insecta; Diptera; Culicidae. The coding region runs from base 88 to 651 and encodes 187 amino acids.
AACAAUUCAGUUUUGCUUCAUCGCGUUGUUUUGUGCCCUUGAUUGAGAAAGACGCCCGUUAUAUUGCGUGCCGAACAAUUUCGGAGCAUGAGCAACAAAGGGGCCAGUAUAAUAUUAUCGGUCGACUCGGCUGCUAAACAGGAGGAAAUCACGAAAGCAGCCCGCAUGAUGCUGAAGGAUGUGCAAAACACCCCGUCCAUCGAGAAGGAAAAUCACAGCUUGGGCCUUAAGAUGGCCAAAGAUUUGCUUUUACCAUCCAUCAAGGGCCCCACAGAAGCGAAGCGCAUGAGAUCCGUCUCCUCGAAGGCAACGCAAACGACAUUCUUCGAGGAAGCCAAGCUGAUGGAAACGAGCGUCGGUGUUGAUAUUCUUCGCACAUUGGACGAAAAACGUCGUGUCGCCCUAGAGGCAACGCUGGAAGAAAAUCAGAAGCUAACGGAGGAGCUUGCCGCAACACAAGAAGAAUUGCAGGUUAUGAGAAAUGUUAUCUCCGAGUAUGAAGAUCUUGUCGGGGUCAUGAAGGACAUGCUGUCGGACUGUACUUGCUCGGCGACUCAAACAACAAGCAUCGAUAAAAGUUCUUCGUCGAAAGUUGACGACAGCGGAUUUGCCCAGAUUCCCAGCGGCCCAGAUUCCGACAGCGACGACUAAAAGUACAAUUUAUGUAUGUUACACUAAGCUUCACGAACUGAAUGUAUAAUAAAC